CCAGACGCCUAAGUGGGGCGAGAGUGCGCUGAGCCGCCCUCCUGCAGCGCUGCGCAUGCUCUGUGUUCCCCUUUUGCGCCCCGUUCCCAGGCUGCCGCUGUCGCCCCCGCCCCAGCCACGCCUGCUCACUCACCCUGCUCCUUAGCAGCAGCAGAGGACCUGGCCAAAGGUCUCUACGCAGGACGAACCUCGUGAACAAAGGUGAGGUCCGACAGCAGUCUGAGAGCUCAGAACCUCUCCAGGACGCCUCCCUGGAGAGCUUCUUGGAGGCAGCAUCCUUGGCUUCUGGUUUUGCCUGAUGUAGGGGUGGAGAGAGGAAGCCAAAGCUGUAUAGCGUACAGACCAGGGGCUGGCACAAGAGCAUUGCACAGCUGAUCUGCCCAGCCUUUCAGCUGUGCUGUGGUUGGAGCCCUGACUAUGGCAGCCACUCUUCUAAGGGCAAAGCCCAAGGUGACAGUGUCUUUUGAAGAUGUGUCUGUGUACUUUACAAAGACAGAAUGGAGGCUUCUGGACCUCAAACAGAGGACCCUCUACAAGCAAGUGAUGCUGGAGAACUACAGCCAUCUGGUGUCAGUAGGAUUUGCUUUCUCCAAGCCUAACCUGGUAUCCCAGCUGGAGCGAGGGGAGAAGCCCUGGAUUAGAGAUGAUGGAAUGGAGAGUGCAGCAAGAUCCUGUGCUGGGAAUAGGAUAAAGACCAAGACUUUGACUUCAAAACCAAAACUUUUCGGAAGAGGUCUCCUCAGAAAUACCUCACGAUCCUCAUUGCAGAGACGUCCUCACGAUUUCAGGCCAAAUCCCAUUGUAAGGUACCAACACUCCAGAAUCGCGGAUAAGCGAUAUCUAUGUCAGCAGUGUGGAAAAUCCUUCAGCCGCAGCUUCAAUCUCAUCAAACACCGGAUUAUCCACAGCAGAGAGAAACCUUAUGAGUGCAGCGAGUGUGGGAAGCAGUUCCAGCGCAGCUUAGCGCUGCUGGAGCAUCAGCGCAUCCACAGCGGCGACAAGCCCUAUGAAUGUGGCGAGUGUGGCAAAACCUUCACGCGCAGCUCCAACCUCGUCAAGCACCAGGUCAUCCACAGCAGUGAGAUGCCAUUUGUGUGCCGCAUGUGUGGUAAAGUGUUCAGGCGCAGCUUCGCGCUGCUUGAGCACACGCGCAUCCACAGCGGCGAGCGGCCCUUCGAGUGCACCGAGUGCGGCAAGGCAUUCAGCCGAAGCUCCAAUCUCAUAGAGCAUCAGCGCAUCCACAGUGGCCAGAAGCCCUACAUCUGCAAGGAGUGCGGGAAGGCCUUCAAGGGCGUCUCGCAGCUCAUCCACCACCAGCUCAUCCACCGCGGCGACAAGCCCUUCACGUGCCAUGAGUAUGGCAAGGCCUUCCGAGGCCUCUCAGGGCUCAGCCAACACCAGCGGGUCCACAGAGGUGAGAAACCCUAUGAGUGCAGCGAAUGCGGCCGGGCCUUUGGUCGCCGGGCCAACCUCUUCAAGCACCAGGUGGUGCAUGGUGGGGUGCGGCUCCAGCACCGCACUCGAGGGAAGGGAUUCCAGCGCAAGCUCCUGGAGCAUCUGCGGGACCUCCAUGGGCAGCAGCCCCAAGAGGCUGGAGAAGGUAGCUCCGCAGAACCCCAGCCCAUCGACACCAAUGAGAAGCCCCAAGUUUGUGAGCGCUGCGGCCAGGUCUUCGAGAACAAGUUGCUGUUGUGUCGCCACUUGCGCAUCCAUGACGACGAAGAUGACAAGAAACAGAAGCCUGUUAUUUCGAGCACCUCAGUUUUGGAGGAUAAGUCAUUGCUCAGCCAACAUCUGGAAGCCCAGCCCACAGAGGAAAGCGACAGCGAAGGCAGUGUAGUUUUCGUGUAUGCUGAGAAGCCCCACGGUCCAUCCUCACCUUGAGGCCAGAAACAGGGCAGCAGUUCAGAAUGGCAGGAUGGCCCCUUCCCCAGUGUGAAACAGAGAAGCAAUUCAGAAUGACAGAGUGCCCUCCACCUUCAGUGUAGUUUGUCCUGCUCCUUCCCUGAUAGGUCGAAAAGGAAAGCUCCCUCCGUAGUCCUGGAUGAUACAAUUGAUGCCUAGAGAUUGUACAGGCAGGCUCCUCAAGUUACCUAGGCAGGGUUCUCCUGUGUGUGCUUCGGUGUGUGAGUGCCUGUGUGAGUGGGGUCUCCAAGUGAGCAGAUUUGUUUUAUACAGAGUUGGUCUUUUCCAUCCACAUGGGAAUUGCCUGAUGUAGUUAGAAGGGAAGCAGGUAGGUCCAGCCGACUCUAGGCACAGUUACCAUGAAGUUUACAGACAGAUGACCCAUGUCCUUUCCCUUGUUUAAUGUGGGGUGGUUUCCUCCCCUUGAGAGUUGUGUUUCUAGGGAAAAUAUACUAAAGCUACUUUAUUCCAUUAAAAGUUUAUAAAUUGAAGGAGCUCUAAAAUUGACUUGAUGCUUUAUAGGAAAGCACAGGGAACCUGCUGUCCUGGGGCGCAGGCUAGGCUAUAUGUGAAAACUUGGACCCUAUUAUGUACCCCUGCUGCUGCUUGGAGGGUCUGUACCAAAGCUGUCAUCUUGCAGAGAGGUUAAAGUCCAGAGACCUGAGGGUCUCCAUUUUGGGAAAGGAGCCUCUUUCCUCUGGUGCCUCAUAGAAGAAGGGCGUAGGUAAGACAUGGCCUCUUUGUGCCACUCCUAUCCACUGUCUCAAUACCUACAGUUUCUCUGCUAAUCCCUUUCAUGGAACCCAUUGUGUGCUGAUAACAGGUUAGGAGUUUGCACUUAGAUGGCCCCAGAAAUGAGUCUGGCCAGACAAUUACCUUUCAGACAGAUGACAUUUGUUAGAAUAUUAAAGUUGCCAUUAUUUUAAUAUGCUUUUGUUUGCAGGUAAAAGUUGGGAAAUGGAGAUCUUUGUUAUAUGAGAGUGUUGGGGAAUUGAUCCUUUAUAAAAAUUCCUCAGGCAGAGGGUGUAGCUCAGAGGUGGAGUACAUGCCUAGCAGACCUCGGGCCCUGUGUUCCAUCCCUGACUCCUGCCCAAGCUCAGACAGGAGAAAGUAGCCUUUCCAGCCCAUGACUGGUGAGUAUGGUGGCAAGUCUGGCCCUCCAAGUGAUAUCACUCACACACACACAUACACACACACAUACACACACACACACACAAAUACACACAAACACACAUACACACACACACACACACACACACACACACACGUCUUAAGCCUGGUUGACUUUAAUUAGAACUAAGGGGAAGGUGUUUUAUAAGAAAAUCUGUAGCAGUUCUAUUCUGCCUGUGCAGAAACCCUGGAGAUUUGUCCCUUGGUAUACUCAGCUCAGCAUCCUGGGCAGCAAGCUACUUUCCAGUCCUCUCAUAUCCCAGGAGGGAGAAAGAUUUUCUCACAAAGCUGCCUGAGGGCAGGUGGGGGGUACGGGUAAAGUGGAGGCUGCCCUUGGGCACUCCAAGAAGAGUGAUGGUACCUUCCCUGCAAGGUUAGUGAGGUUCAAAGACAACUGCCUCCUGCCAAGAGAGUAUGGGAAGACCUGGAAACUUGGGAUGCUGGUUGGGGCCCUGGUCACAGAAUAACUUCAGAUAUUCUUACACAAAUAUGCACACACACACACACACACACACACACACACACACACACACACACACACGUUUUAUGUAUAUAAAAUGUUUUGUGUAAAGUUCUAGUUUAUAGCUUGCUCUUAUCUCCAUGUCCUCCAGACUUGUCCUGUGAUUGCUUUCUUUCUCAUGAGCCUGCAGUUGUAUGUUGUGCUCAGCCUUGUGUCUCCACUCCAAGUCCCAUGUUGGAUACUAGUGAAAGAGCCUUGCUCUCUUAGUGUACUGGACUUGGGCUAUGUAGUAGUUGGCUUCAGUGGCUCCUGGACGCAGUCCAAAGUAUCUGCUACCUUGGUUUCCCACUAGAAAAUGAAAUACUAAGAACAGUGUCUUUUAAUUCCCUGGUGAAGUAACUGCUCAGACAGUCUCUCCUAGGGCUGGCACAGAUACAGGAAACUAGGCCUCAUGCAGUGCAGGUACCCACAGUGGGAGGUCCUGUGCAGACUGUCAUGUGUUCUUAAAUAAUCAUUUCCAUGGCUCUAGGAAGGGAAUGCAUGAUACCUAUCCUGUAAGCCUGUCACCAGCUUCUAUACCCAAAGAUAAAUCUCCAGAGAAGGGGUCAUGUGUAGUUAUUUUCAGCAGAAAGUGGGGUCUGCAGGGAGAGAUGUAGAGCACUUUAGAGUGGAGUACCCUGAAAUGCUCCAGAGUCCCCAGUGGUUGCUACAUACCUAGCAACACAUCUCAGUUUUCUACUGUAGUUCCGGUUCCUAGAUGUUUUCAGCAGGCAGUUAGGUGUAGUAGGUUCUCUCAGGUAUGGUAAUCAGGUAUGUAAAAUGAACGAACAAGCUUCUCCUGGGAUAAAGUCAAAAUAACCAGAGGCGCUUGUGCUUUCCCUUGUUUUGUGCCUGAAAAUUGGUCCAUUCCUUAUGCUAGAUGGGGAAUGGGGCUAAUGGUUCAUUUGUGUGUCUUGAGUGGCAACUAGAUUAUAAACGCUUAAACUAUCAAAAACUCCUGCUGUUUUCUAGUCCCUCCUUUUUCUGUCUUCCCUCCAUACUUUACCUUCAGACCAUUUGCCUUUUAAGACUUUGGGUGCUUUUCAGGUGCUGUGUGAAUACCCUGGCAUUGUCUCCAGGAAACUGACAGAUGGUCCUUUCUGAAUUUAUCAUGAGGUGGAAGUUUUCAACAUUUUUGUUGGUUGAAAAAAAAAAAAACAUCUACUUGGAAAGAGUUUCCCAUGUGUGGAGAGGGACUGCUUCCAGGAUUAAACAGAGAGGUAGUGGGUUCAAAGUCAGAAGCAAGAGUCAACUCUGAGCUAGCAAGAGCCUACAGUGAGGCUAGGCUUAUGGGGAAGGGGUUGUUUGCCAUAUGGGAGGGCCUGCCUUAGUCUGCCCAGGGUGCAGGCUUCUCACAGGGCUCAAUACUGCAACUGCGAGAUCAGGCCUGUGCAAAAGGCUCCUAAACAGAAAACUCCAUGAAGAGGAACCACUAUGCCUAUCUUCUGUUCUGGGUUUGUUUAUUUGUUUGUUUGUUUUUGUUUUGUGCUACCAAGUUUCAGGCAGCAUGGAAGCACCCACCCUUACAGCUUUCCAAAAAGGAAGUAAAAUAUAGGGACUUCAGGUUUGGGGGUGGAGGUGUUGCUGAAAAGUGCCUUGGUUGGGAGUGAAGAGGAUAUAGUGUAUUGGGGAAGCCCAGAAUGCACACAGGUUUCUCUAGGGCAAGAGUCUUAGAGGGCCAUUGUUUCAUGAAACCACAGAUGAAUUGAGUCUAGGGGAAAGCAUGGUUUUCUUUGGAGGUGUUAUUUUAAGCCUGUGUGACCAGGCUGGCCUUUGACUCUUAAUUCUCCUGCCUCUACCUCCUAAGUGCUGGAAUUACAGGGUUGGGCCACCAUGCCUGGGUUCUGAAGAGUCUUACGUUCUUAUGUUGAAAGUAAUAUCAGUUCAAGCCCUUGCACAUUUAUGAGAGAAAUGGUGCCUCCUUUUGUGUUCAGUAGGGCUAAGCCUGGUCCCUCUCCACCACCUAAGAAUGAUGAGAGCAGAAAUGAAGGACUACUGUGCAUCUGGAGGCUAGUGAUACAUUAACGUUCUUUGGCAGAUUGAUGGGGGGUAUAGGUUAUACAGCUUAAAGUGUACAAGUGUGGAUGAGUUGUGAUGGGUGUCUGUGCCCUUAAUAUCAUCCCCACUGUUAAGUCCAUGAACAUUCAGCAUCUUAGGCAGUAACUCCUCCUUUCUUCUCCUCCCUAUCCCAUCCUUACAACUACUGCUUUUUAUCACUAGUGAUUAAUUUCUGUAUAAAUGGACUUCCACAGUGUGUGUCUGGCCUCUUAGUGACAUUUUUAGAUGUUUCCGAGUGUUGGUGUGUAUAUCCUCACUUCAUAUAUAUCCCAGUGUAUAAAUGGCCUCCAAUACCUGUUGAUGCCUGUUAAUUAAUAUUUAUAUUCUUUCCAGUUUGAGACAAAUAAAGCUGCUAUGAGUAUUUGUAUGCACAUCCCAGCA
Molecule: messenger RNA, 6013 nt
Organism: Mus musculus (house mouse)
Lineage: Eukaryota; Metazoa; Chordata; Mammalia; Rodentia; Muridae
Gene: Zfp92
Product: zinc finger protein 92
Exons: 6
Coding region: 418-1884 (488 amino acids)
Biological process (GO): regulation of DNA-templated transcription
Cellular component (GO): nucleus
Molecular function (GO): DNA-binding transcription repressor activity, RNA polymerase II-specific
Source: RefSeq, a predicted model, not a curated record